AUUGGCUUAUACUAGCUCAAGGAAAAAUAUUGGAUAUUGUAUGACCUUGAUUCUUUCCAUGUUUAUAAAAGGUGUGGGAGGUUUUCACGCAUACUUGGACGCCAUGAAGAUUAGUUGCGGAUACAAGCGUUUGCAGGUUUUGUUAGUCAUAUUUAACUGUGGAGCCUUCAUAUGUGGUCUCGGGCUCACUAUUUUUGGCGCUAUUCGAUUACAUCCUUUUUUCAAACAAUUAAAUGACAUCAACCUUCCACUUCAAUCAAUCAUCAUCCUCAUCAUGACCGUUGGAUGCUUCUUCCUUAUUUUAGGGGCUUUAGGAAUUAUUGGUGCAUUCAAGAUGGAUGUUCGCUUAUUGAAUGUGCACUGUGUACUUUUGUUAAUUUUAAUCAUCUUCGAAAUAGCCGUAGUAAUAUUUGCGUUCACAGAAAGGUCCAAAUUCACAGAAUACGUUACUGAUGAAUUAACAGAAUUCGUCAAAGUGUACAACGAAGACGAGCAUGUUAAAAAUACUCUUGAUUCAAUUCAAAAAACACUAAAAUGUUGUGGUGCUACAUCUCCUGCAGAUUAUGGAGAUUCGUCACCCAAAUCGUGCUACGAUAAUGACCUACAAUUCACAAUGGGAUGCAUACAAAUAGUCAGUCAAAAAGGCCGGAAUUACUUGGAGUCUAUCAUAAUUAGCGUGUUUCUGCUUGCCUUGAUACAAAUUAUUUCCAUGAUAUUCUCAGUAUGUGUUCUAGUCGCUAUAAACCGAGGUGAAUAUGAAUAGAAUUACAUAACAAAUAAUAUAUAUGUUGGUGUACAUAAAUACGAACAGAAAUUACACUACCCACUGAAAACGUUCAACAAAGAACAUCGGAAAUCUACUUUUAUACAGAGAAGUAUUUAUUCAUUAUUUCUACACAUAUUUUGCCCUGUUCAUAAUUUAAUUUUUCACUCAGCUUCUUUAAUUAAACCGUGUAUUCAGGGAUCAAUAUAAACUUGGUUAAUUCAGAG
This is a messenger RNA of Schistosoma turkestanicum, 990 nucleotides long. The record is from the annotation of a GenBank genome assembly. NCBI's taxonomy places the organism in Eukaryota, Metazoa, Platyhelminthes, Trematoda, Strigeidida, Schistosomatidae.